ACCAGAAUUAUUUGAAAACAAACAGUAGUCUUGACACCAGUCAGCUGAGUUGAAAUAAUUCCGAUUUAAAUUCAUCAUAUUUCUAUCCUCAUCUUAAUUGUCAUAAUGGGUGAGGGUAAUAUGGGAAGUGUUUAUGGAGGGUGCGAAGGACCAAAUGCUAUGUAUGUAAAACUUAUUUCUUCAGAUGGCCAUGAAUUCAUCAUAAAGCGUGAACAUGCUUUAACCUCUGGAACCAUAAAAGCUAUGCUCAGCGGUCCUGGCCAAUUCGCGGAAAAUGAAACAAAUGAAGUCCAUUUCAAAGAAAUCCCAUCUCAUGUUUUACAAAAAGUAUGCCAGUAUUUUAUAUACAAGGUUAAAUAUACAAACAGCGACGUUGAAAUUCCCGAAUUUCCAAUCGCUCCAGAAGUUGCUUUGGAGUUACUGAUGGCUGCUAACUUCUUAGACUGUUGAGCAAAGUGGCAACAACAGCCAGCAAAAAUUAAACUCUCAGUGGGCGAAGUAUUAUUGUGUUACUUUAAACCAUAAUAAAGUGAAGUUUUUUUCAUUUGAA
This is a messenger RNA of Tetranychus urticae (two-spotted spider mite), 550 nucleotides long. Its product is annotated as elongin-C. Gene Ontology annotation, biological process: ubiquitin-dependent protein catabolic process. The record is from RefSeq and is a predicted model, not a curated record. NCBI's taxonomy places the organism in Eukaryota, Metazoa, Arthropoda, Arachnida, Trombidiformes, Tetranychidae.